Messenger RNA from Schistocerca americana (American grasshopper), 2801 nucleotides. RefSeq lists its product as uncharacterized. The record is from RefSeq and is a predicted model, not a curated record. The transcript is spliced from 9 exons. Bases 592 to 2229 code for a protein of 545 amino acids. Lineage: Eukaryota; Metazoa; Arthropoda; Insecta; Orthoptera; Acrididae.
GCCCCCAGUACCAACGACACAACGAAAACACUCAACAUAAAAUUUUCUUUCCUGAAGUUAAAGAAAUUUGGCAUUGUCGGGAAGAAGUCAGUCGUGCAAAUAUGAACUCUUCAGAUAAAAUUAUAAAGAAAUCUGUGUAAUUUUUUCCAUCCGAUCGCAACUGCGCAAAAGUGUACUGCGUUUGUGCCGCCUAGUAGAUUUAAAGGUACGCGACGACUGACGACUCAAUCACGGCCUGUGUCCGCUAUGGAAUCAAGGCAUGCGGUCGAGAUACGUAAUUUACGGAAGUAAACAUUGCUGAAUAAAGCUUGACGAGUGUGUAAACAAUAUAGGUGACUUAUUCGAUCUUGAUUAGAUAUUAAGAAAAGAAUUCUGUUUGCAAGCUCGAAACCGUUCUGAGACCAACAAUAUAUAAUAUCGUUAUAGUUAAAACCAAACCUUACACAGCAAAUGACAAAUAAAGAAUGGUCACCUGUAGAUGCAGAAGUAAAUAUUGGAUCAGUGUACUUAGUGAAUGGCUCUUUCCUCAGUAGUUGAAGUGAAAUUGAAAAACAAAAGGAAAAAGUAGUUUUUGUAGAUUGAACAUCCAUCAUGCCACCAUUUCGGCCAGUGCAGUCUCUGUACUCACUGACCCUUGGAGCAUUUUUUGAUGUAGUAUUGGAUGCAGUACACAGAUCAUCAGACUGUGUUGAUGUGCUCAGAAAGCUUGUGCUUUCAAGUUUACACACAGGGAUAAGGGAGCACCUUGUCCAGCUUGCAACCAUGCAUUGCAGAAAUGAUGCUUACACUCUUAUGGACUUACUGAGUGUAUUUUUGGAUCAUACUACGAGACGACUCGAUCAUUCGAGAGGUGAUGAUCAUGCUUGGUUAAGGGCAGAGCAGUGUGCUGGUCUUUUUACUCGCUUAGAUCAAUGUGGGGCAACAGGCCUACAUGAGUUGACAGUAAAGGUACGCCUGGACCCUCGGCAGGGGGGUGACUUGGAAACAGUUUCUGCUGCAAAUAAGUCAUUCCAUCGAGUACUUCGCAAUGGUUUGGCUCAGAAUUUGCAUACGCUCAUACUUAGAUCAGUGUGUGACAAUGAGAUUCUCAGAUUGCUGGGCCGUAACUGCCCAACUCUCAAUUAUCUAGAUGCUACGUCCUCCUGGCUCGUCGAUGAUGGUGGCAUAAGGCAGCUGUGUUUUAAGGAACCAGAACUAUAUAGUGACAUAUCUGAUGGCUACGCUGAUGGGAAUGAAACGUAUGUGGAUGUUUUCUUCCGUAUCCAGCCAUCGGAGCUAAAUACGUGUUGCAGAACUUUGCAUGAAGUUCGCAUACAGGAUACAAAUACUUCAGAAGUUGGGGUUAUCAUGCUUGUCUUGUUCAUUCCAAACCUCAAAUCAUUGGGUGGUUUUAUUUAUUACAGGAAUGUGGGUGACGCAAUAGUGAACCUAGCAUUGGAGCGAACCCUCGUCUUGUCCCUGACAGACCUGUGGGACACCAGCAUGCCCCCAGAGAAGGCCGCCUUGCUCUGCCGCUCAGUGCCUCAGCUCAGCAGCCUGUAUACGAGGGGAUCCUGGCUGUGCAGCCUGACAGCGUUCAAAAAUCUGACAUCACUCACAGUCGAUUUUGACUUUGUGGACUUUUCUUAUUCUUUGGAAGAAUAUCUUGUGCAGGCAGGCAGCACACUUAAAAAACUGGUGCUAGUAGAUCAGAAUCAUCCAAUUAGUCUUGUUAUGCUUGCUGAAAAUUGUCCAGCUUUGGAAGAAUUAGGAGCAAAGUUAGAAGGUGACUGGUUUGGGCGCUUUGGCAGUAUGCUUCCCGAAUUGAAAACGUGCCGCGUUCGCAUUGGAUCAACAGCUACACUGAGAUCAUUGCUUGUUCACGCCAAAAAUUUGACGGCACUUGAGCUGACAUUAGAAGAAGAUGCUGUUGGGGAUACACCAGAUGUGUUUGACGACAUGGUAAUUGCACAGGCAUUAGCAGAUAAUUCUGUCCCAGAAAAAUUGCGUGUGUUUCUCAUGAAUUCAGAGUGUAGCUUCACUGUCAAUGCUGUUCAGUUGAUGAUAAACUCCUGCCCAGAACUCAGGUUCCUAGGUGAACUCCAGAUGUGGACUGGACUAAAUGAGAGAGAUAUUGAAGAUUUGUUCCACGAAAUCCGAGAAAGAAAUUUGGACCUGAUGCUUAGAUACCGUGGUCACUGGUAUCCUUACAGGAAAGGCUGUCAUGCAAUUACUUCCAGAGACCAUUAAAGCUUCUUUGAGCACUGAUGUAAAUCAGAGCAACAACUGUAAAAACUGUUUGUUCAUAAUUUAAAUUUAUCUCGUUUUUGUCUUUACAUUUUGUACAGGUAGCUGUAAGAUUUUGAAUUGGAUUUUUUACAGUUAAGAGCUGUCAUUUAAUCCAGUGUGCUUGGUUUAGCAUGUGGCCAUUGAGUGACAUCUAAGUGAAAAAGAUAUGUAAUAUGUUUUACUAUUCGCAGACAGUAUGAAAUUUUACCCAUCUCCAUUGAUAUUAAAAAAAUCAAAAGUUUGUGUGUUCAUUUCUUUUGGAGAGAUAUCGAGGAAGUGCUGCUGCCUUUGGAUAUUAUGUCUUUGUCAUUAGAUAAAUGAAAAACUGUGAUUCUUUUCUGUAUAUAUUUGGAUACAUCUACUCACAGUGGAAUGUGUAAACAUGAAACUUUAUCAGUGACCCAUUAUUUCCAAGGUUUGAGUCAAUGUAAGAAGCAUCAAGAUGGUGUAUACUAAAGUGUGCAUUGUACAGUAAGCUGUAGUGCCAUUUGUGCUGUAAUGCAAAUAAACAGAUGAAAUGUGUACUACAUGAA